Molecule: messenger RNA, 1145 nt
Organism: Micromonas pusilla CCMP1545
Lineage: Eukaryota; Viridiplantae; Chlorophyta; Mamiellophyceae; Mamiellales; Mamiellaceae
Exons: 1
Coding region: 49-975 (308 amino acids)
Biological process (GO): carbohydrate metabolic process
Cellular component (GO): cytoplasm
Molecular function (GO): glucose-6-phosphate 1-epimerase activity; carbohydrate binding
Source: RefSeq, a predicted model, not a curated record
ACGCGCCGCCCCCGCCGCAUCUCCAUCCACCCCACCACCACCUCACAAAUGGCCUCCUCCAUGACCGCAGCGUCCUCCCUCGUCUCCGCGCCCGUCGCGCUCCGCGCGACGCGCCGCGUCGCCUCCCGCGCGACGCGACGCGCCUCCGCGACGACGCCGCGAGCCGCGGCGUCCGUCGAGACGAUGCAAGGCGCCGGCGGCCUCGACGCGGUCAAGAUCACCGGCGGCGACGGCUCCGUCGCGACCGCGUACCUCUUCGGCGGCGUCGUCACGUCCUUCGUCAAGGACGGCCGCGACGUCCUGUACGUGCGCCCGGACGCGGUGUUCGACAAGUCCAAGCCCAUCAGCGGCGGGCUCCCGCACUGUUGGCCGCAGUUCGGCCCGGGAGACAUUCAGGUGCACGGCUUCGCGCGCAACGUCGACUGGGCGCUGACGGGGAUGAAGUGCGACGGCGACGACGCGACGAUCGAGAUGACGCUCACGCCGAACGACUACACGAAGGCGAUGUGGGACAAGGAGUUCAAGGUCACGCAGACGAUCACCGUCGGCGGCGGCGAGAUGAAGGCGACGAUGAAGGUGAUCAACGCGGGGAAAGAGUCGUUCGACUUCACCGGGUCUUUCCACGCGUACUUCGCCGCGGACAUCGACGCCGUCAGCGUCGGCGGCCUCGCCGGGUGCAAGUCGCUCGACAGGCUCGCGAACGAGGAGGGCGUCGUCGACGGCGACGUCACGAUCGCCGGCCCCGUCGACUCGGUGUACUACGACGCGCCGGCGAAGUUGUCUCUCGCCGUCGGCGGCGGGAACGACGUCUCCAUCUCCAACAGCGGCGGAUGGAAGGACGCGGUGGUGUGGUCGCCGUGGACGGACAUGGAGGCGUGCUACAAGGAGUUCGUGUGCGUCGAGCCCGCGGCGUGCGGCGAGCCGGUGACCGUUCCCGCGGGCGGGGAGUGGGAGGCGACCACCGUCCUCGCGUGAUGCGAUUUCAUUUCGCGCGCGACGGACGCGGCGUUCGACUCUGAAGUGAGACAGCUGUGCUCUCCGCGACGAACGAACGCGAGGAGGAGCCGAGUGCGGCGUAACGGAUAGAUCUGCCUGCUGCGUUCGUUUCUCUCUUCUUUCUAUUACGUAUUACGCACGACAUCGUC